Molecule: messenger RNA, 1242 nt
Organism: Didymodactylos carnosus
Lineage: Eukaryota; Metazoa; Rotifera; Eurotatoria; Philodinida; Philodinidae
Source: the annotation of a GenBank genome assembly
AUGCCAACAUUUGAAACGGGUGAUCCUGGUGGUAUAAUUAGUAAAAAUGAUCGUAAUGAUCGUGUCGAAUGUUAUGGUUGUAAUUAUAAAAUUGAAGAACGUUAUUAUUUAAUGGCUAUUGAUAAAAUAUGGCAUUUAUCAUGUUUAAGAUGUUUUGAUUGUAAUCAAUCAUUAGAAAAAGAGGUGACAUGUUUUUCUCGAGAUAAACAAAUUUAUUGUAAAGAUGAUUAUAUCAAACGUUAUUGUCGUCGAAUAUGUUCUCGUUGUCAUAUGUUAAUUCGUCCAAAUGAAUUAAUAAUGCGUGCAAAACAGUAUAUAUAUCAUUUAGAAUGUUUUUCAUGUAUAUCAUGUAAUCAUCGAUUACAUCCCGGUGAUGAAUUUGGUUUAAAAGAUGAUGAAUUAUUUUGUCGUGUACAUUAUUAUGAAUAUGAAUUAUAUUUACCAUCUUCUUCUAUAAAUCAUCUAUCAUCACUACCACCAUCAUCAUCAUCAAAAUUAUCUACAUGUUUAAAUUCGACACAGUAUUCACCAUUACCAUUUAUGUCUGAUGAAUCCGAUUAUUAUUCUUUGCCAUUGCAAACAACAUCUGAUGGAAAUAAUAGUUGUAGAACAACAAAUUCAAAAAUAACAUUAACAAUAGCAAAUAAACGUGCAAGAAAACGAAAAAUUAAUAGACAAGAAAUACCAGAUUAUAUUACAACAUCAUCGUCACCAUCAUCAAUCGAUCCAAAUGCAGAUUUAUUUUCAUUGGACGGUUAUUAUUUGGAUGAUGUUGAAAAUUCAUUACUCAAUGAUCCAUCGUCUCUAUCUCAACAACAGCAUUCACAUCAUAAUCAUAGUCAUCAUCAAAGACAAAAACGUGUGAGAACAAGUUUUAAACAUCAUCAAUUAAGAUGUAUGAGAUCCUAUUUUAAUUUAAAUCAUAAUCCAGAUGCAAAAGAUUUAAAAAAUUUAGCAGAAAAAACUGGUCUACAAAAACGUGUAUUACAAGUUUGGUUUCAAAAUGCUCGAGCCAAAUUUCGUCGUAGUUCAUCACGAACUGAUUCUAAAAAUGCUACAACUAAUAGUAACAGUAGAAAUAAUAAUACUUCUGAUAUAGAUGGUAAUCCAUCAUCAAUAAGAAAUUCUUCAUCAUCUAAAAUUAGUUAUGGUGAAGAUUCGUCAAAUAUGUCAUCACUAGCCGAAUCUGAAAAGACAUCAUCUCUAAUAAUGAGCGAAUCUGAAACAUAUGGAUCAACGUGA